This is a messenger RNA of Contarinia nasturtii (swede midge), 3506 nucleotides long. Its product is annotated as E3 ubiquitin-protein ligase TRIM33-like. Lineage: Eukaryota; Metazoa; Arthropoda; Insecta; Diptera; Cecidomyiidae. The transcript is spliced from 13 exons. The annotation marks the transcript as partial. The record is from RefSeq and is a predicted model, not a curated record. Gene Ontology annotation, molecular function: protein binding; zinc ion binding.
CAGGAAUGUAAAACACGUACCCACAAAGAUGCUGUUAUACUGGAUCAAUUUUUAAUUGAAUUGUUAGAAGCAAAUUCUGAAGAAACACAAGCAUCGUCCGAUGUCGAUGCAAAGACAAUAAAAUGCAGUAGUUGCACCGAUGAUGCACCGGCUACAUCAUGGUGUGUCGAAUGUGCUGAGUACAUUUGCGAUAGUUGUGUUCAGGCGCAUCAACGCUUGAAAAUAACAAAGGAUCACACAAUUAAAACGAAAGAGGAAGCAUUAAUCGAUAAUCAAACGACGACGAAUGAUGAAAAAAUGCUCAUGUGUCACGUUCAUCCACAGGAAAAAUUGUCACUUUUCUGUGAAACUUGUGACAGAUUAACGUGUCGCGAUUGCCAAUUAGUCGACCACAGAGAUCACAAAUAUAAAUUCGCCAACGAAAUUGCAACAGAUACACGUACCGCGCUAGAUGUCUUAUUAAAUGAAAUCACAUAUAAGCGUGUUCUGUUGAACAGCGCAAUGACGGUAAUUGAUGAGCGUCAAAAAUUAAUAGCUGAUAAGAAAAAGGAAUUGGUCACCGAAAUCACAAAUAUGGUUGUUCGCAUAACGAAUACGGUGAAUAUGCGAGGAAAGCAACUUGUAACGCGUUUGAGUGAAGUAUGUGAUGGCAAAUUGAAAGUAUUAAAUGAAAAAAAAGAAGCAUUGCAAUCAUUAUCGAAUCAUACGGAUCAUUGUAUUGGUUUUGUAAAAUUUGCAUUGGACAAAGGGAGUGACAGUGCGGUUUUAUUCAGCAAAAAAACAUUAACUUCACACUUACAAAAAGUGAAAAGUCAACGGGCCGACAUUCCAAAUCCCGAAAUUCCCGUUCGAAUUCAAGUUCAAAUGAACCAAGUGCAAGAAUUGCAACAAGUGAUACAAAAGCUGGGCACAAUCAUUGUCGAUGGAAAACAGUAUCCAUCGGUUGUGUCACCAGUUCCGAAUGCUGCGCGUCAACCAUUACAGCCACCAUCACACAACCAGUUGGCACAACCACCAUCACCAUCAAAUGUUAAUCCAAUUCAAGCACCACUGAAUUCAGCACUAAUUGGUGGUGCACAAACGCAAAUGCAACAACCAAUGCCUGCACAUCGCUCUAAUAUGCCGCCACCUUCUCGUUCACCUCAAAUUUCGGGUAUAAAUAUGCGUAAUAAUUUAUACAGCGCAAAUACUCCGCCCAUGCAACAACAACAGCAACAACAACAACAACAACAACAGCAGCAGCAGCAGCAACAACAACCGAACUUUCCGCAACAACAACAGCAACAGCAGCCACCACUACCGUCCCAACAACAGCAACAAGCUUGCAAUAUGUCACGGUCAUUCCCAGGCCAGGAUGUUCCUGGUUAUGGACGUUUUCCAAAUAUGGGACCAAGGCCGGCACAAUUUCGUCAAAUGACACCUCAUGUGAGCUCAUCAACGCAUCCCCAAAAUAUGGAACUAAGCUUACGCGGUCUCUUAACCCAAGGAGGACCAAAUGCAUCAGUUGGACAAAUGGCAACCGAUUUUAAUCCGUUGUUUGGUCAACAAAUGCCGCAACAAGGAUUACCGGCACAGGGCAUGCAAAUGGGACAUUUUAACAACAAUAUGAACAACAGCAAUUUGAACAGUGCACAACAGCUUGCCCAACAACUCGCCCAAAGACGACAACAACAACAACAACAACAACAGCAGCAGCAACAGCAACAACAACAACAGCAGCAGCAGCAGCAUCAGCAACAACACCAAAUGCAAGAUAUUCGCCUACAAAUGAAUAAACACCCAAUGAUACAAGCACAACAAAAUCGCUCAGCAAUGCCUCCCGGUUAUUCACAACAAAGUAUGCCAACGCUGGCAAACCAAAUCAACCAACGUCCACUUAUGCAAAAUAACGAUUUAUUUCUUGGGCAACAAAUGAAUUUUCCGCCCAGUAAUCCACCCCCGCCCGUAUUAAAUCCGGUUGCAAAUUGUACAUCAUCUGGAUCGUCUUGGCAUAUACCACAAUCAGGUCGAUCGUCAAAUGGGACAGCUACUAAUAAUCAACAAAGCCAGAAUCCAUUGGCAAUGCAAUUUUGUACGAAUGGUCGUUUAAAUGAAAACUCUUUCAAAAUCUCACUAAAACCACAAAAUACGCUGAAGCAACCACAACAACCAACGCCGCCACCACCACCAUUACAAAGCCAAACGACAAUACCAGUACCAUCAACGGUGACGUCGACAGUGCCGAAAACUCCUAGCCCAAUCACGAAUGACAGCUCAAAAGAUUACAACGACACAUUGGAUAAGAUUGGUGCUGAUAACAUAAAUGAUUUAAUGGCAACAAUUGCCAAGUUGGAUUCAAACGGAGUUCAAGUACUACCCGAGGGUCAACGUGGCAAAACAACAUCACCCCAAGUCAGUUCAAGUGACUGUGUACUUCCAACUGAUGGCGAAAAAUUACUCAGCAAAGAUGAUCCAAAUGAGGAUUGGUGCGCGGUUUGUUCAGAUGGUGGCGAACUUAUGUGCUGUGACAAAUGUCCAAAAGUAUUCCAUCAACAUUGUCACAUCCCGAUUAUCAAUCCGUUCCCCGACGAAAACGAACCGUGGCAAUGCAUGUUAUGUUACAAUUUCAACGAUAUGCCAUUAGAGCCGGUUAUUGGUGAUAAACGAACGGCAGGCGUUAGUCCCGCUGAACAUAAACGAAUACAACGUAUUCUACUUGAAUUGUAUUGUCAAAAUGAUCAUAGUUCCAUGUUUCGGGAUUUAGAACCCGAAUCAAAUACAGCAUACUACGAGAUUAUCAAAAACGCAAUUACACUAGAUAUUAUUCGCAGCAAGUUGGAUCCGAUUAAUCCUGAUCGCUAUCGUGAUGUUACAUCCUUUAUUGAUGACGUGCGGCUACUUUUCAGCAAUGUUUAUUUGUUCUAUCGGGAGGAUUCGAAGAUUUACAAAAAUGCGAAAUAUUUGGAAAAAUUCUUUGAAGAACAACUGAUAAAACUACUACCUGACUAUGCUACAAAAAGAAUCACUCUAAAUGGUAGUGCACCAUCAGCGAAGCGAAUACGCAUUGAAAAUCAACAGACCGAGAUCAAUGAAAUCAUUGACGAUGACGAUGCCGUCAUUUUGGAUUAACACGAACAAUUAUCGAUUGCGAGUGAUACUCUAGCAAUCGACAAUAGACAUUUAUCUCAUAAUGCAGAUAAUCGUGAAACAAAAUCUAUUUAAUAAAAAUCACCCACUCAUUUAACGAAAAGAGAAUUCAUUCAUAAAUAAUGGACUGAAACUCAUCCAUUUGUAAAUUGAUUCACUAUUUAGACAUUACUUUACCAUUUAAGUUUGGUUCAUAUUUCAUAUUCUCUUUUCAUACAAAGUAUUAUGAUGAAGUCGUAUACAAAUUCGAUUUUCUUACUAUCACUAAUUCGUAUUAAAGUAUUUUAUAGACAUAGUGUAUUGUCGAGCAAUCUCUUGCAAUAGUAAAAAAAUUGCAUUUGAUUGUUUCAUGUCGAUUUACCCUUAAAAUGGACAAGAUU